Messenger RNA from Porites evermanni, 1260 nucleotides. The record is from the annotation of a GenBank genome assembly. NCBI's taxonomy places the organism in Eukaryota, Metazoa, Cnidaria, Anthozoa, Scleractinia, Poritidae.
AUGAAAGAUUAUAGACCUGAUGUGGAGUCUACUUAUAUUCAAUAUCUUGAUGCAAACAAUCUUUACGGAUGGGCAAUGUCACAGUCACUUCCAACACAUGGAUUUAAAUGGAUUAAAAACCUAACAAAAGACAAAGUAAUGGAAAUUUCAGAAAAAGCAAAUUAUAGUAUGUCAAAUCGUGGAAGAAAAGGAUAUAUAUCUGAGGUUGAUUUAGAAUAUCCUUCCAACCUAUGGGAAACACAUAAUGACUAUCCACUUGCACCUCAGAAGAUGAAUGUUAAUGGUGUUGAAAAACUAAUUUGUCAUUUUAAACCAAGAAAAAAUUAUGUUGUACAUUAUCGAAAUCUAAGACAAUACCUAGAGAUGGGAAUGAGAAUAACUGCUGUUCACAGAGGAAUAUCAUUUUACCAAUCUCCUUGGAUGGAACCUUAUAUAAGAAAGAAUACAGAAUUUAGAAAAACGGCAGCUAACAGUUUUGAGAAAGACUUUUUCAAACUAAUGAAUAAUUCUGUAUUUGGAAAAACAAUAGAAAACAUAAGAAAAAGACAAAAUAUAUUUAUUAUUGAUGAUCGUCAAAAAGCUGUAAAAUUAACAAGUGCAGGAUUGAAACUAUCUCGUUGUUAUAAACUAUUUUUAGAAUAACGCCAAGUAUACUUUUUUUGUCUUCACAUAAAAUUGUUUGGUCAUAUACAACCUGUUCGUUAUCUUGAUCUGUCAAAAACAUUAAUCUUUGAUUUUCAUUACAACUAUAUUCAAAAGAAAUAUAAAGACAAGGCUGAGUUAUUGUUUACAGAUACCGAUAGCUUGAUGUAUCACAUUUACACAGAUGAUUUUUACAAAGAUAUAUCACAUGACAUAGAAGACAAGUUUGACACAUCUGAUUAUCCUAGUGAUCACCCGUCUGGUAUACUAACAGGAGUUAACAAAAAAGUAAUAGGAAUGUUUAAAGAUGAAGUAGCAGGAAAACAAAUUACUUGUUUUGUUGGAUUGCGACCCAAACUUUAUAGUUUUAAAAUAGAGGAUCGUAAAGAAGUUCGUAAAUGUAAAGGUAUAAAGAAAAAUGUUAUAAAAAAGAAAUUAGAUUUUGAAGAUUAUGUUGAUUGUUUAUUUCUGGGUAAAAAGCAAAUGAGAUCUAUGAAAACAAUAAGAAGUGAAAAUCAUGAUAUAUAUUCAAAAGAAGUAAAUAAAAUAGCUCUGAGUAAUGAAGAUGAUAAACGCACGGUGAUGUUUAAUAAAAUAAAAACCAUCGCUUUAAGAUAA